AUGCGAGGAGCUACCGUCCUCAAGGCUUCAGACGACAAGACUAGACAGCUCAACAAGCACACACUGGUGGCAUUCUCUGGAGAGGCCGGCGACACGGUGCAAUUUGCCGAGUACAUUCAGGCCAAUGCUCAGCUCUACUCGAUGCGCAACGAGACCGACCUAUCGCCGACCGCCCUUGCGCACUAUGUCCGUGGCGAGCUCGCUCAGAGCCUCAGAUCGAGAAAGCCGUACAAUGUGAACCUGCUUCUUGGCGGCGUCGACCCCAUCACAUUGAAGCCCAGUCUGUUCUGGUUGGAUUACCUUGCCUCGUUGGCACCUGUACCCUAUGCCGCUCACGGAUACGCACAAUAUUACUGCCUGUCAAUUCUUGACAAGCACCACCACCCCGACAUCAGCCUAGGGCAGGGCAUCAAGCUUUUGGAGCUCUGUACAGAUGAACUGAAGCGAAGGAUGCCCAUCGACUUCAAGGGAAUGACAGUAAAGGCUGUGACAAAGGAUGGAAUUGUGGAUAUCGAGUUCAACGAUGACAAGAUAGUCAAGAGCGCUUAA
This is a messenger RNA of Pestalotiopsis fici W106-1, 549 nucleotides long. RefSeq names its product putative proteasome subunit beta type-2. Gene Ontology annotation, molecular function: peptidase activity. The coding region runs from base 1 to 549 and encodes 182 amino acids. The record is from RefSeq and is a predicted model, not a curated record. Lineage: Eukaryota; Fungi; Ascomycota; Sordariomycetes; Amphisphaeriales; Sporocadaceae. The transcript has a single exon. Gene Ontology annotation, cellular component: proteasome core complex; proteasome core complex, beta-subunit complex; nucleus. Gene Ontology annotation, biological process: proteasomal protein catabolic process.